AACACAUAUACUAGUCAGAAAACUUUUAUUUUGUAACGCGAUUAAUCGCUUGACAGCACAAGCUAUAGAUAAUACACAGCCUACUACUCCCUUAUAUUCUUAUAUCAGUUAUUUUUCUAGUUUUUAACUAUUCCUAUAGUUUUUGCUGCCAUUAUUGCCUAAAGUUGCUUGUUCGCAAGUCACUUAGCAAAACAUUUCCAGAGCGCUUGCUCGUCCGCAACAGGACGAUUCCCGUGCUUGAAAAAUAAAAAAAAUAGACUUUAAUUGGGAACGCUGCACCUGUUGCACGCCCUGAACCAGACGCAAGCGAGUGCAUUCUUCAGGACGGGAGCCGAAUAAAGCGCAGGGACGAGUAAGCCUGCAUCCAAAUAAAAACUCCUCGCUGUUGCAUGGAAAAAAAAAAAAGUUUUUAAUCUGGGGAUUUAAAGUGGAUCACAUGCCCUGACCGAGCAACGGCGGCACGAGAGCGCGCGCAUUCCAGAGCAAGCCCCUCAAGCGUCGUUUGUUUUCCAGGUCGAGAAGAAAACACAUCGGGGGGACAACAAAAAAAAGCAUCAUCUUUUGAUGGACUUUCGCGGAGUUGGCCGUUUGUUCGCCGUCGGACAUGACGCCUUCCUACAGCCAGCGGUCUCUCGCGGUGCUCGCGCUUUCAGGGACGCUGUCCGGGAUGAUGUCCGUCUUGUCCGUCAUUUUGAUCUUCCAGCUCCGAGCGCAGCAGGCGGCCGUGAAGGACUCGUCCGCUUUAGGGCCGAGCGACGUCCCGGCCGUGUUGAUGCCCGUUUCCGCGGUCCUGUCGGCUCUGUCUCUGACGCUCAACUUAAGCUCGGUCGUCGUGUGUUUGCUUCACAGCUAUUUCGCCGCCGAAAUGUGCCGAGGAGAGCCAGACACGCGAAGGGCCGACUGGUUUCUGCUGGAUAGCAGGGUUGUUCGGCAUGUGACCACUGGACUGUUUUGCCUCGGAGUUUCAGUUUACUUAGCUGCCAUGUCUAUUUACAUGUUACUGGUGUUUGAAGUCGAGACGGGCAUAGCCAGCGUCUGCGUGCUGUCCUCCGGAGUCCUCGUCCUGUUACUCAUCAUUAUUCACUCCCUAAUACGGGCCGCACGCGCAGCCAAACGCUCGCGCAGUGAACAUGCCCACACCACGUACCGCAGCGAGCCUGAAAACGUGGCUGGAAUCCGUACGUCGAACCUAAGCCUCGCUGAAAAGCCACGGCGGCAGCACAGCUUAGCCAACAUGCACAGCUAUUUCAUCAACCCCGUUCACGUCGACCCUAAAUCGCAUUACUCGGCGUCUAACGGCCCUCGGGGCGAUAAGGACGGCUACGGCGGCGGUGGGAGCGGACGGACGCUUUCCACGGAGUCCGGCCUGUUUCAAGCGCAGGCCAAACCCUGGAACGGGGUCAACAGCGAGAUGAGAUCUGUAUUUGCUAGAAAAGCCACCAUCAAGGAUUCGACUUUAGUGUGAAUGGUUUCGCAUCCGGUUCACGCGAAGGGGACAGUUCGCCCCAAAAACGGCAAUUCUGUCGUUAAUUACUCGCUCUGAACACGGAAGACCUUCGUUCGUCUUCAGAAACCUAAUUAAGCUGCUCUUGAUGAAUUCUGAGAGCUCUGUCCCUCUGUAGACAAUCCAUGUGACAUCAGUGGUUCAAUUCUAUGAAACGGCGGGAAAAAAAAUGCGCAAAGAAAACAACAGCGGCAUAAUUCUCAUCCCCGAGUUACGGUCCUCCUCCAUUUUGGAGAGUAGCCCAGAGCGCAAUCAGCACCGUUUCUGUUCGGCAGACUUCGCGAGCGCGCUGAACGUAAACAACGCUCAUUAUGUUGAUUGCGUUCGGAAGGGUACUCUACAGAAUGGCAGAAUAGAGAGCAUAAAUGGUUACACUUUACUUUGACAGUGCCUUUAACACAUUCUGUUGGUAAUUUUGUAACUACGUCUCUACCUAGCUCUUAGAUUAGCCUGUUAGGGGGUCCUGCAGAGUUUAGCUCCGAUGCUAAUCAAACCCACCUGAAGCAGCUAAUCACGGUCUUACUAGGUAUACUUAAAACCUCCAGGCUGGUGUGUUGAGGCAAGUUAGACCUAAACUCUGCAGAACUCCGGCCCUCCAGGAUCACGUUUGAUGACCCCUGUGUUAGAAGACAUCAAGCAGAGCGUCUACUAAUACUCUAAUGACUGCUAGAUGACAUGUAGAUGCAAAAUGACUUCCUGUUAGUAGAGUGUCUGAAGUGGAAUAUCGAAAUAAAGUGUUACAGAAUUAAUUAUCGUUUUCUUUGUGCAUAAAUAUUUUCAUAGCUUCGUAGAAUUGCAGUUGAACCAUUGAUGGACUUUUUUUUUUUUUUUUUUUUAUUGAUGUCCUUGCUAUGUUUCUGAGCCUUUAUUGUGAAAGUUCCCUUGAGGUCUACGGAGGGUAGGAGAGGUCUUGGAUUUAAUCAAAAAUAUCUUAAUUUUCAUAAAUAUCAUCAUGAGGGCGAGUAAUCAUUGACUGACUUUUCACUUUUGGGUGAACUGACUCUUUAAGAUGGGCAUUAUAUAAUGUGGCUUUAUAUAACGGGCCUCAUUUAAUAUAUAUGCAUAGACAGUUGUGGCCAAAGUUUAAAAUAAUUACCAUGUUUUUCUGUUUUUACAAAAAAAAAAAAAUCUCUUGUGCUCUGUAAGUCUGCAUUUAUUUGAUGAAAACAUUUAAGGUAAAAACAAUAAUAUUGGCGAAAUAUUACAGCCGUGACGCCGGGGACCAGAGUAAUGAUGCAGAAAAUUCAGCUUUGCAUACGAAUGAAAUAUAUUAAAAUAGUACAUAGUUACUUUAAAUAGUAAUAAUAAUUUACAACAGGACUGCUUUUUCAUCAAAUUACUGCAGCUUAAAUUAUUUAUGUGACGUUUAAAGCAAAAUCUUUUUUUUUUUGUACGCUUAAUAUCAGCUCACAGGUGUUAGAUCUCUCUAAUUGUUGAAACGCAAAAUAAUAAUAAUGCGAAAUUACUACUGAAGUAGUAAUGAUAUUUUAGUAAUAGUGAUAUUUUAAGCAGAAAGACUUCUGGAACAGAACCAUACUUUGCAGCAGAACGAUACAACAAUAAAAAAAGUGAAGAGAAAGGCAUAACUGAUAACUAUUUGAAUCUGUGUUUUUAAAUGUCUGUCACAAUAAAAAUUAAAUACUA
Puntigrus tetrazona (Sumatra barb) is the source of this 3148-nucleotide messenger RNA. It is a transcript of the gene tmem221, whose product is annotated as transmembrane protein 221. NCBI's taxonomy places the organism in Eukaryota, Metazoa, Chordata, Actinopteri, Cypriniformes, Cyprinidae. The transcript has 3 exons. The coding region runs from base 605 to 1465 and encodes 286 amino acids. The record is from RefSeq and is a predicted model, not a curated record.